Messenger RNA from Tigriopus californicus, 2887 nucleotides. Its product is annotated as SAFB-like transcription modulator. The transcript is spliced from 2 exons. Gene Ontology annotation, cellular component: nucleus. Gene Ontology annotation, molecular function: RNA binding; sequence-specific DNA binding. The coding region runs from base 316 to 2544 and encodes 742 amino acids. The record is from RefSeq and is a predicted model, not a curated record. Lineage: Eukaryota; Metazoa; Arthropoda; Copepoda; Harpacticoida; Harpacticidae. Gene Ontology annotation, biological process: regulation of mRNA processing; regulation of transcription by RNA polymerase II.
AUCGUCACGCUGGUCGCCGCAUCGAUUGAUUCGCCAUCUUGUUUCUUGUACCCAAUGUCGGUAGCGUCUGUUCCAAAAUCACGAGUUUAGUGGGUUAAUCGUUUCCGGAGCCAAGUGAUUUGGGCUCGGAAUUCAACGCCAGCCAGUGGAUCGUCCAUCCCCGCCAAGAUGAGCCGGAUCUGACCGUCCCGUAAGAGAUUUCUAGGUUCAUCAAGCUCUCUACUUCUACUACUGCUACUGCAAGUGUUCCAACUGCCCCGACAAACAAAACAAAAAACUCUAAAAUCAAAGACAAUUUAACACAACCGACCAGCCAUGUCGGACUACUCUGGGAAAAAAUUGAAAGACUUGCGUGUGACUGAUUUAAAAGCCGAGCUAGAAUUGCGUGGUUUGGCCACAAGUGGCGUGAAAGCCGUUUUGGUCGAGCGACUUCAGAAGGCCCUCGAAGAUGAUGGACACGAUCACGAGAACUACGUUUUCCAAGAUCCCAAUGCCCAACCUACCGCCGAAGGACAGGAGUCGGAGUCGACCGCUAACACUGCCACCAACACCAAAGAUCAACCCAAGGACGAUGAACCCGAACACGAAGCAGGAGACAAAGUGAAAGAGACUCAAGAAAAAAAGACAGAGGAAGCGAAGGAUGCCACCAAGGAUGUGAAAGAGCCCGAGAAGGAAAAGAAAGAAAGCCAUUCCACUCCAAAGAAGCCCUCUGGCGAGUCUGUCGUUGAAAACGGUGGCACUGAGCCGACCACUCAGGAAGAGGAUUCCAUCAACUUGAUGAUUGGCGACGAGGACAUCAAUUUCGACGACGAGCCCGCCCAUGGAAGCAACAGCAACGGACCACUCAAAUCUCCGCCCAGACCCGAAACCGCUCCGGUCGUUAGGCCAUUCACCUCGAGUGACACCAUUAGUUUGGCUUCCCAUGUGGACAAGGCCUAUUCGGAGAAUAGCUCCAUGAUGGUCAAUCCGGAUGACACGGAAAACUCUGCCAAUUUGACCUGGAAUACCGACAAAAAAGAGGACACGCCAACCAAUUCAGAUGAGAAGAAAGGCACUGGCGAGCCCAAGAAAGAGCCAAGCCCAGCUAAGCCCAAUGGCAUCACCAAGAACCUUUGGGUUAGCGGAGUGACCUCCUCGACCAAAGCAGCUGAUUUGAAUAAGCUCUUCGCUGUCCAUGGAAAAGUCAUCGAGGUCAAAGUUGUGACAUCUGCUCGCAAUCCAGGUCAGAAAUGCUAUGGUUUCGUGACCAUGGACUCGUUAGAAGAUGCGAUUAAGGCCAAGAACGCACAACAUCGUGAGAAUUUCAAUGGCCAUCGGAUCUUUGUCGACUUUGCAAAUGGAGACGGAGCCGUGUUGGUCAAGAAACCCGAUCACGUGAAGCUGCACGACGACUCGUUGCAACGACGCUCAAGGGACACCACCCGAGGGAAAAGUCGGGAAAAUCGUGAUCGUUCCAGCCGUGGCUCAAGAACUCGAGAUGACCGAAGUCGGGCUGGUGGAAGUGGAACCGUCUCUAACGCCUCCCGAGACAAAGUCAAGUCCUUUGCCGAUAUCAAAGUCGAACAGCAGAGACGCGAGCGUGAGCGCGAAGCCCAAUUGGAACACAAACGCCGUGAAGAAAUCCGUAAACGCCGAGAACGUGAACGGCGCCGCAAAGAGGAUGAAGACCGGGAACGAGACCGCUUGAGAAGAGAGUUAGAGCGGCGCAGACGUCGGGAAGAGGAGGUGGCCAUUGAACGAGAGCGCGAGGCUCUGAGACGAGAGCGAGAGCGCCUGGAACGGGAAAAGCAGGAGCUGCUCAAAUUUGAGCGUGAGCGCCAGAGGUUGGAGCGAGAGAGAUUACUCCGGGAAAAGGAAGAACUUGAACGGCUUCGCCGCCAGUCUCAACGUAUGGAUGACCCUCGAAGUGGGCGUGGAACGAAGCGGCCUCUUUUGGACGAUCACCGAGAUCCGUAUUUAGAUGACCGGAAGCAUCACCGGAGUAGUCGGGACGAUUACGAGCGGUCGCGCUACGCUGACACUGGUCGAGGUGUUCUGCCCAGUACCAGUAGUUUAUACGAUAGUAGGCGAUACGAUAGUGGGAGUAGUCGAGGCCCACCUCCCAGCUCCAGUCAUUACAGUUCUCGGAUUUCCGACUCUCGGAUUUCUGACACGAGGAUCCCAGAGAGUCGUAUCUCGGACUCACGCCUCUCAGAUCGGCCCUCGUCCAGCAAUCAUCGGGGUAGUAGUGGAAGUGGCCGUUAUGGUUCAAGCAGUGGAGCAGCGCCUUGGAUCUCGGAGGGCGGUAGUGGAUCUUCGUCAUCGGUUUGGGGUCGAGGUGGUGGAAGCGGGGGGAGUGGAUCCGUCCCUCGACCCCCCGUUAUGAGCGGCAGCUCGAGCAUGUCAUCAUUGGCCCAUCCCUUCAGUGGAUCCGGUGGCAUCGCUGGAUUUGGUUCGACAAGUUCCGGAGGAGGCGCUGGAUAUGGAUCUUCCAGUGGGGGCGGUGGGAGUGGAGACCGCUUUGAUGCCUACAAGAACCCGAUGCUGGGCCAUAAGCGAUACUGAAGAUGAGGAACACGCAAUUUAUAUAACCAUUUUUCUAAUAGCGUUACUUCUGACAUGGGUGUUGAUAACGAAAGAUCAUAUUGUGUUUGGUAGCAAAUUCUGCGGAAUAUAUAUCACCCAUAUGGUCGAUCCCUCUGUUGAAAGAGGAUGCACAGGUAUUUCUCGCCCCUAAAUACCCGAAUAUAUAUUUUCCCAUCUUAAUUCAAUAGGGACAGCCCCUUCGCGCAACCACUGAAGUAGAUUUCACCUAUUCACCUCGUAUGUUCUUCGGAUUUGUUUUCUUGUCAGUUUCGAUCCCUUUCUAAAGAACUUAAAGAAAAUAAAUGAAUCAUUACCAUAUCAA